This is a messenger RNA of Myotis myotis, 1036 nucleotides long. RefSeq names its product zinc finger protein 510 (gene ZNF510). Lineage: Eukaryota; Metazoa; Chordata; Mammalia; Chiroptera; Vespertilionidae. Gene Ontology annotation, biological process: regulation of DNA-templated transcription. Bases 257 to 1036 code for a protein of 259 amino acids. The record is from RefSeq and is a predicted model, not a curated record. The transcript has 7 exons.
CGCCACUGUCCUGUCCGGCUCGCUGGCGCCGAGGGUUUGCAGGCAGGCCUAGGUCUCAACAUCGCUGGAAUAAAGUGGCUCUUGCGUGGCAGGAAGGAGGGAGCCAUAGGGACAGGCGUCCCACCUGGAAGAACCCCGGUUGGGACUCACCAGAGCUUCAGAACAGCUGCUGGAGAACUCGGAACGGAGCGCGUCUGGAUUUGCUCCACCAGCAGCAGUCCUUAGUCACCUUGUCCAGAGGCAGCCAUACUUGGUGAUGUCCCCACAUCCAGAAGCCCAGGUGACAGCGGAAACUGGACCAGCCUGCAGAAGCGUAUCCUUCACAGUCUCCACACUCUCCCGAGAGCAGCAGAGAAUGAACAAACCUCAGAAGCGUAUGCAGGCAUCAGUGUCAUUCAGGGAUGUGACUGUGGAGUUCACCCAGGAGGAGUGGCAGCACAUGGGUCCUAUUCAAAGGACGCUCUACAGAGAUGUGACGCUGGAGAACUACAGCAACCUCGUCGCAGUGGGAAACUGCCUUUUCAAACCAGAGGUCAUCUUCAAGUUGGAGCAAGGAGAAGAGCCUUGGUUCUUAGAGGAAGAAUUCUCAAACCAGGGCCACCACGAACAUUACAGAAAUGAUGACCUGAUCAAGAGGAACAAGAAAAUAAAAGACAAACACUUGCAGCAAAUAACACUGAUCAAUAAUAAGCCUUUGACUAGAAAAGAAGAGGAAAUUUGGGGGAAACCAUUUACUCUACACAUAGCUCCUGUUUCUUCAACAAAAAUGUCCUGUAAAUAUGUCUCAUGGGGAGUGAAUUUGCAAAAUAUUUCUCAAUAUGUCAUUAAUAGAACCUAUUCAACAACAAAAACGGGUUGCUGUAGUGUCUGUGAAAAUGUGCCUUUCAAAAUUAACUUUGAGAGAACUCAUACUGGAGAUAAAUUUUUUGAAUGUAAUAAAAAUGGGAAAGCCCUCAUUUAUAAAGAAAAUUUUCUUGAGCAUCAAAAGUGUCAAAUUUUGGAGCAAGUUCUGACAAAAGACUUCCCCAACAAGUGA